Molecule: messenger RNA, 1701 nt
Organism: Zea mays
Lineage: Eukaryota; Viridiplantae; Streptophyta; Magnoliopsida; Poales; Poaceae
Exons: 7
Coding region: 156-1406 (416 amino acids)
Source: RefSeq, marked provisional
CGGACCGAUCCUCGCCGCGGGAGGCGAGCGGAGCGGGGCGUUUCUGCGGGGGAGAAGCGCGUCCCUGCAAUUUCUGAGAGAGGGGAGGCGGCGAGUGGAAAAGAGCAGGCGUUGCUAUCCUAUCUUGCUGACACAGCGGCGGUGUGGCGAGGCGCAUGGCGAGGGCGCGCGGUGGCGCCGCGUGGUGGGUGCUGGCAGCGGCGUGGGUGCUGUGGGCGGCUGCGGCUGCGGCGGAGGCGGAGGCCAGGUCGCCGUCGGCGAGGAGGGUGCACCGGCACCUCAAGCGCCUCAACAAGCCGGCCGUCAAGAGCAUCGAGAGUCCAGAUGGAGACAUCAUCGACUGCGUGCAUAUCUCCCACCAGCCAGCGUUUGAUCAUCCUCUCCUCAAGAACCACACAAUACAGUUUAGGCCGGCGUACCACCCUGAAGGUCUAUACGAUGAUACCAAGAGCAGCAUAGGCUCAAACAAUGCUGGCGAGAGGCCGAUGCUCCAGAUGUGGCAUCGAAAUGGCAGGUGCCCCGAGGGCACGGUUCCAAUCAGGAGAACCAAGAAGGACGACCUGCUUCGAGCUAGCUCCGUGAGGCGGUAUGGCAGGAAGCGGCACACUGCUCCGAACCCACUGUCUGUUGAUCCCAACAUGCUCAGUGAGGGUGGCCACCAACACGCCAUUGCGUACGUCCAGGGCGACAAGUACUAUGGUGCAAAGGCUACCAUUAAUGUGUGGGAGCCCAAGAUUCAGCAGGCUAACGAAUUUAGCCUGUCCCAGCUCUGGAUCUUGGGGGGUUCAUUUGGGGAGGAUCUCAACAGCAUAGAGGCUGGCUGGCAGGUUAGCCCUGACCUCUAUGGAGACAACAACACCAGGCUGUUCACAUAUUGGACUAGUGAUGCAUACCAAGCCACAGGUUGCUACAACAUGUUGUGCUCUGGUUUCAUUCAGAUAAACAGCGAGGUUGCCAUGGGGGCUAGUAUCUUCCCCAUCUCGAACUACGCGGGCUCCCAAUAUGAUAUUAGCAUCCUGAUCUGGAAGGACCCCAAGGAAGGAAACUGGUGGAUGCAGUUUGGCAAGGAAUACGUCCUGGGCUACUGGCCGUCCUUCCUCUUCUCCUACCUCGCGGACAGCGCGUCGAUGAUCGAAUGGGGCGGGGAGGUGGUGAACUCGGAGCCCGACGGCACGCACACAUCGACCCAGAUGGGCAGCGGGCACUUCCCGGAGGAAGGGUUCAGCAAGGCGAGCUACUUCAAGAACGUUCAGGUGGUGGACAGCAGCAACCAGCUCAGCGCCCCCAAGGGCGUGGGCACCUUCACAGAGCAGUCCAACUGCUACGACGUGCAGAACGGUAACAAUGGGGACUGGGGCACCUACUUCUACUACGGCGGCCCUGGCAAGAACUCGAACUGCCCGUGACUGGUGCUUCUAAUGUGUAGUGUGAAGUGCCGUCACCAUUAGCAAAAUGUAACCCAAGCGUUCAGGUUCGCUUAUACAGCGUCAAUCUGCAUCUCCUUGUUCAGUCCUAGCUAGGUAGUGUGUAACAUGUGCAUGUGCUCUCUAGACUCUAAUGUUUUCUUCUUCUUUUCAUUGUAUUUUGUUCUUGUGCCAUGUAAAGUUUCUGAAGAGAAGGAGCAUGGCUUGAGGCUGCGGUGGGUGGUUGGGCUGGUCGGUGGUGACCUCUACUGAUUUUUGCGAAGUCUGCUUAUUGGUC